Molecule: messenger RNA, 1709 nt
Organism: Cyprinus carpio (common carp)
Lineage: Eukaryota; Metazoa; Chordata; Actinopteri; Cypriniformes; Cyprinidae
Gene: mfsd12b
Product: major facilitator superfamily domain-containing protein 12
Biological process (GO): carbohydrate transport
Cellular component (GO): membrane
Molecular function (GO): symporter activity
Source: RefSeq, a predicted model, not a curated record
UUUAAAUUUAAAUUCUGACAAUGUGCUGUUUUCAUUUACAAAAUCAAAGGUGGCGUUGGUAUCUUUUCCUUUCCUUCUUUAAAAGGGGGCAUGUGCUGUCUAUUAAAAGCAUUUCAUAGUAACAUCCCCUUUCCCUGUAUAGCGUAGGUGUGAGAUGGACAAUUAAAACAGAAAACACUGCUGGAUGAGUCGCUCUUUCUUUCAGUCUGCACGAGCCGUUUACUGUUUCCUCCGUUCACACGAUGUCCGAUCAGCCGGUAACUUUACCGGUGUGCAGGCGACUGACGUACGCCGUGGGACAUUUCUUCAACGACCUCUGCGCGUCUAUGUGGUUCUCGUAUCUGCUGGUGUAUUAUCACUCGGUUCUCGGUUUCAGGGAUACAAACGCAGGUGCGCUGCUGCUGGUCGGUCAGAUCGCGGACGGGAUCUGCACUCCGCUCGUCGGUUACGAAUCCGAUCGGACGUCAGGAUGUGGAAAGUAUGGGAAAAGAAAGACCUGGCAUUUAGUAGGUAACUUAAUGGUAUUUGCCUCCUUUCCCUUCAUAUUCAACCCCUGCAUUGGAUGUGAUGAGAGAACCCCACAGACCACAGGACUGAUUUACAUCAUCCCAUUCAUCAUCAUCUUCCAGUUUGGCUGGGCUGCUACCCAGAUAUCCCACCUGUCGCUCAUUCCUGAGCUGGUCACAUGUGAGCACGCCAAAGUGGAACUGACAUCAUACAGGUAUGCUUUUACAGUGGUGGCAAACAUUGUGGUAUAUGCUGUGGCGUGGCUCUUGUUCCACUUCCAGUCCCAGCAUACAGAAGACCCAUCGAUUUCCCAGAAUCUGGGCUGGGUUGAUGUUCACACAUUCCGAUAUCUGGCACUCAUAAUAUGGGCCAUUGGUACUGUAACCUCCGUCAUCUUUCACCUGGGCACUAAGGAAGGAAGAGUCAAGCCUCAGGAGAGUGAACAGACUCCAGUCCCCAGCUCUUCCCAGAGCUCCGGACCCCUGCUCCAAUGGAAACACUGGCUCAUCGAGCCUGCCUUCUAUCAGGUAGCAGUACAAUAUAUGUGCACAAGACUGAUUGUAAAUUUGUCCCAAACAUACAUCCCGAUGUAUCUGAUAAACUCCUUAUCACUUCCAAAGAACUACAUUGCAACUAUUCCCCUGGUCAUGUAUGUCAGUGGGCUUGUGUCUUCUCUCGUUAUGAAGCCUGUUAACAAAUGGAUCGGCACCUCUAUGGUCUAUUUUGUAGGUCUUGUGCCCGUAAUGGUGUUUUCCUUUUGGGUUUUGGUGGACACAAACAUGGGUACACGGGUUUAUGGAGCCGCCGUGCUGCUGGGAGCUGGAUCUGCUGUCAUUCUGGUCAUGUCACUGUCCAUGACUGCCAAACUCAUCGGCGAUCAAAGACAAAGUGGUGCUUUUGUGUAUGGUGCAAUGAGCUUCACUGAUAAGGUGGCAAAUGGAAUUGGAGUCAUGAUAAUACAGACUUUACACCCCUGUCACACACUGGACUCUGACUGCAAAUGGUUUUACCGCACUGUCAUGGUGAUUGUCACCGGCGGUGUGGCUGGCGUUGCAGCUCUCUGUCUCUCUACCAUUCUCAUCUGGCCCAUCGCAAUUCGCCGACGUCUUGCGGUCAUCAGAGGGCUGAUGGGUACAGAUGUUGAUGAAACGAGCAGCCGUUCGAACAAUGGAAUACUGGACUGACAGAUUCAGUGUUAAAAA